AUGCCGCACUCAAUCACCGCCCAAGCUGCCCAAGCUGCCCAAGACGUCAAGAAUGAGCCCUUGGACGACUCCCUCCAUACUGACAUGGACCACGUCGACAUGGAACAAGACCUGGACCUCCCUAAUCCCGUCAAGAAUGAGGUCAAGCUCAUUGAUCUGUUCCCCGACCACGACAUGGACGACGACGACGACGACUUUCCCAGCUCUCCACCCAAAACUCAGCAACCGUCUAGCCCACCUGCUACCUUGCCAACUGACGUCACGACGUUGAGCGCGUCCGACCCCGAGGUCAUGCGAAGUUUCUACCAGCGACUGUUCCCCUGGCGGCAACUGUUCCAGUGGCUGAAUCAUAGCCCGACACCUACCAACGAUUUCGGAAACCGGGAAUUCGCCUUUACAUUGCAGAACGACGCCUACUUGCGAUACCAAUCCUUUGCCACCGCCGACCUCCUUCGUAAGGAUGUUCUCCGCCUCAUGCCUUCCCGUUUCGAAAUCGGCCCGGUUUACAACACGAAUCCCCGGGACCGCAAGACACUUCGCAACUCAUCCGCCUUUAAGCCCCUCGCCAAGGAACUGUGCUUCGACAUCGAUCUCACAGACUACGACGACAUUCGAACUUGCUGUAGCAAGGCCAACAUUUGCAGCAAGUGCUGGAAGUUCAUGACCAUGGCCGUCAGGGUGGUUGACGUUGCGCUGCGGCAAGACUUUGGCUUCAAGCACAUCAUGUGGGUCUAUUCCGGAAGACGCGGCGUCCAUGCCUGGGUUUGUGAUAGAAAGGUGCGCAGUCUGGACGACCAAAAGAGGCGAGCGAUUGCGGGAUAUCUCGAAGUCAUCAAGGGCGGUUCACAGAGUGGCAAAAAGGUCAAUGUUCGCAGACCGCUGCAUCCUCAUCUGGCCCGAAGCCUUGAUAUACUCAAGAACCACUUCCAGGAGGAUGUCUUGGAGGUUCAGGACCCCUGGAAAACCGAACAAGGAUGCCAAAAGUUGUUGCAGUUGCUUCCCGACCGAGUCCUGAACGAAUCUCUUCGACGCAAGUGGGACGCCGCUCCCGGCAGAGCAUCGACAUCCAAGUGGGCCGACAUUGACACCGUCGCCAAGACUGGCGCCAGCAAGAACCUCGACGCGCGCGCGCUUUUGGAAGCAAAGCAGGACAUUGUCCUCGAAUACACCUAUCCCCGACUCGACAUCGAGGUCAGCAAGAAGCUGAACCACCUGCUCAAGAGCCCCUUUGUAGUGCAUCCUGGCACGGGGCGCGUGUGUGUGCCGAUCGAUACAAAGGACCUGGAAGAUUUCGACCCCCUGGCUGUCCCCACCGUGCAAGAGCUGCUGGGCGAGAUUGAUUGUUGGAAAAGCGAAGCUAGCCAGGACGAGGGGGGGAAAGGCGUUUCUGACUGGGAAAAGACGAGCCUGAAACCGUACGUCGAUUACUUCAGGUCGUUUGUGAAUGGAAUCAUGAAAGACGAGGGGGCCGUACGCGCCAAGAGAGAAAGAGACCAACAAGAUUCGGUCGAGUUUUAG
Molecule: messenger RNA, 1518 nt
Organism: Ustilaginoidea virens
Lineage: Eukaryota; Fungi; Ascomycota; Sordariomycetes; Hypocreales; Clavicipitaceae
Exons: 4
Coding region: 1-1518 (505 amino acids)
Biological process (GO): DNA replication, synthesis of primer
Cellular component (GO): alpha DNA polymerase:primase complex
Source: RefSeq, a predicted model, not a curated record